AUGUCGAGUACGAAGGAGCCCCUCUACUGCCUCUGUGGCCAGCCGUAUGACCCAGAGCGCUUCAUGAUACAGUGUGAUGUCUGCAAAGAUUGGUUCCAUGGAAGCUGCACUGGAGUCAAGGAGCACGACGCUGGAGACAUCAUCAAAUACCACUGCCCAAACUGCCAGCUCGCUCAUGGUCCCUCGAAAUGGAAAGUCAGAACAAACUGGCAUCGCCAUGAUUACAGCGACCCUCUUGCGGAUGGCAAGAAAGUCCAGUCGGGAACGCACGUGUUCGUCCAAGAACUUAAAAAUCGCAAAUUCAGAAGCGGGCACGAAGUUACCACAACAUUAGCCGCACAUCAGGUCACAGUCGAUUAUCUCAGAGAAACAUCGUUUAUGAACCCCAUCCUGGUAUCGGAGAAAGAAGAUUUGGGCUUGACAGUGCCGCCAGACGAUCUCACAAUCGGGGACAUAGUGGACUUCUUGGGUGCUGAGCUCAUGAUUGACGUAAUCGAUGUCUUGAAGCAAGAAAGCACCAAAAUGACGCUUGGCGAGUUCGCUGAGUACUACACGUCGUACAACAGGACCAAAGUCUUCAAUGUCGUAUCCCUCGAGUUCACGGAGAUGAGGCUAUCAGAAUAUGUCCGGCCACCUUCUCUCGUGACAGAGAUCAGCUGGGUGGAAAACUGUUGGCCGAAGAAUCUCAAGCGUGCGAACAACAAUCCCAAGCCCGCCGUAAUGAAGUACUGCCUCAUCGGGACGGAAAACAGUUACACCGAUUUCCAUAUCGAUUUCGGAGGAAGCUCUGUGUGGUACCACGUUCUCCAGGGUGAGAAAGUAUUCUACCUCAUCCGACCGACAGAGGACAAUCUAGUGAAAUACGAGCGGUGGAUGGCCGCGAAAGACCAGAGCGAGAUCUUUCUCGGAGACGAGGUAGAUGCCUGCUUCCGCUUAGCUCUCCAAGCCGGUCAGACGCUGUUCAUCCCGACAGGCUGGAUCCACGCAGUGCUCACGACAACGGAUUCGAUUGUUUUCGGGGGAAACUUCCUCCAUUCAUUCAACAUCGGGCUUCAACUCAGCGUUUAUGAAAUGGAACAGCGACUCAAUUGCCCGUCGAAAUUCAUGUUCCCGUCAUUUGAGACCCUGAACUGGUUUGCGGCAGCUUCGGUCAUAGAGCAGCUAAAGGACCAGUCCACUCGACCGCCGAUGUAUCUCGUCAACGGGGCAAAAGCGCUUUGCUCGGUUCUCCGCAGAUGGACUCAAGGACCCCAGAGCAGCAUAGAAGCCAUCCCCAAUUCUAUCAACGUGCCCAAAUUGAUCAAGGACCUAUCGAAAGAAGUGAAGUGCGCCGAGAAGAAAUUCGGCAAGAAGAAAGUUCGAAAGGAGAAUCUCUCGGAGCAGCGAGAAUCACAGCCACUGAAAAUGAACCUGAAGAGUCCCGCCGCUGCGAGAACAACUAAACCUCGUCCAUCUGCACCGCCGACGGCGGCGGCGGAUCUACCUGCAGUCGAUGCGCUCCGCCUAGCCGUCGAGAAUAUCUCGCUGCAAUGUGACCGCGUGGUUGACGUACUCGAUCGAAUCGAUCACCGUCGUAUUCCUCGGGAGCUUCUGAUACCGCUCCAGGACCUGGUGGAGAAAAUCCGGUCGAGCUCACAACAGCGGAAACGUGCUUCAGUGGAGGCUUCUAUCGAGAUCUUCGAGGACGACAUAAGAAUACGGGAGGAUCUGCUGCGAUCAGAUGAGAACAACGAUGAGGACAGUAAUCCUGCACCUGCGUUUUCUGUAGCCGAACCCAUUGAGAUUCACGUGACCACCGACAUGUGUCAUGAAGUGACAGUCAGUCCACUCGACUCGAGACCGAACGGUUCAUCGCCAUCCGUCCAUAUCGGUUCAGAGCUCUCUAUACGACCGGGCUGCCCCUGUUCGUCUGCCGCCCCAUCGCGAAGUCUUGAGAUUCCCGGAAGCUUGACUGGUUUCCUCGCAUAUCCAUUCAUUCCGAAAUUCGUGGUGCAUAGUGUCGAGUCCGUGGACGGAAGAGAGAUGUACGACUUUUCUUCUGAUGACGAAGGACGCUUGGUUGUGGAGGAGAACGCACCAUCUAUCGUCCCCACUCUGCCAUCGAUAUCGUCGUUCGGAAAGAAAGCGAAGAAGAUCCAGAAUUCGCCGAAGGCUGGCGGUCUCAAAUUGCGUCUAUCGAUCGGCAGUGGACCCAGCGGGAAUGCGCGGACAUCGAAGAAAAUUGAUUGCCUCAAUAUUUCACACACUGCGUCUGACACCGACGAUCUCGGCUCCCCGGAACAAGAGCAGGAAGCUAUCCAGGGUAUGCUGAGUAUGUCUGGUACGUUCAACUUCAGUGGUGGAACAACUGUUUCUCACGACGAAGUUAGGCGAAGCAGAACUUCCGGAAACUUGGAAAAGCUCAAAGAACGGCUGAAAGCUAAACGAGCAGCAUCGUCCGCUACCGGCUACGACGAAGAAGAGGACGAAUUCGAGAGAGCCUUGAAAAACUGCAAGCCAGAAGACGACUUCGUAUACCUCGGAAUCGAUGCAAAUGACGAGGAGACGAAAAUAUUCAAAAGGCGCGGGAAGACGCGCGGUCCGCAACGCCACGACGAAGCAUGGAAUCCCAAAGGAGUGUCUCUCAAAGGAAUCAUGAAGGGGGAGAGACCCCAGCGCGAGGGUGUCAAGAGGGAAGUUAUGGAGAGUACUCUAGCCGAGAGCAAGAAGUUCGUGGGCCCGACCACACCAUCGGUUACAAGAGAGCGUCGCGAACCCAUACGAAAGAAGAAGAUUCCCCCCACGCCUCGGAUCAAAGAGGAAACGAUCAGCGAGCCACGAG
Molecule: messenger RNA, 2821 nt
Organism: Galendromus occidentalis (western predatory mite)
Lineage: Eukaryota; Metazoa; Arthropoda; Arachnida; Mesostigmata; Phytoseiidae
Product: lysine-specific demethylase PHF2
Exons: 14
Source: RefSeq, a predicted model, not a curated record